AUGGACGUGUUCAAUAUCAAUCCGUUCAAUGCAGCGCAUCAACCCAGUGCUCAAUCCCCGCCAAGUGACCAGAGCGCUCCGCCAUCGCGAGGACCGUUGCUGGGCUGUGCUGCAGCCGAGAAGAGCGAAUCGCCCGUCGCUCUCACCGUGUCGGCGCAACAAGUCGCUCUGCGCUGGCCCAUCCAACAGCCUCCCCAAAUCCACUGGAAAGGUGUCCUCCGUCAGGGCCACCUUGAUACCCAAGACGCCAAGGUGGAUUCCAGCGAGCCCGUCGUGGCAUCUUCUGGUGCCCUGCAGCAUCUCAUCGCCAACUACCUCAACGGCACCCUCACAAACCUCUCGGCCGCCUUCCAGGAGUCGAGCGAAUACAUCUCAGGGACGCUGGGAGUCCCGCCCACGUACGUCUAUAGCGGCCUCGCUGCCCUUGUGGCCCUUCCCAUCACCAUGUCGCGAUUCGGCUGGUCGCUCAACCGCGAGCAGAGCUUCGGCGCCAUGCCCGGCGGCGUGCCGGACAUCACAAACGAAGACUUUAGCUACAUCCCCGCCCAGGACCUGGACGAUCCUAGAGUCGAGUAUAUCGAUACUCGCCACUUUCCUCGGCCGGUAUCCAGGGGACCUUCGGAUCUUGAAGACGACAUCUUGGUCAUCAAACACAAGGGCAUAACGUACCCGGCGCACUUCCCGGCCUACUCGAUCGGCGAUGGCAAGCUGUAUGUCAAGGAUGUGCGAGAUCGCAUCGGCGUCAUGAUGGAACUGUCAUCACGUACCACCCGUCGCAUCAAGCUCCUCUACAAGGGCAAGCAGCUGAAGGAGUCAUCUUUGCCGAUUCGCCAAUACGGAGUCAAGAACAAGAGCGAGCUCAUGGCCGUCAUACCCGAUGGGGAUGAUGAGAACAGCGAUCGAUCGGAUGAAGACGUCAUCACUGUGGACGAGCCGUCUCGACGUGACUCCAAGUCCUCAAAAUCCAAGAAGAAGAAGAAGGGAAGCAAGAGGAAAUCAGACAAGAAUGACCCCGGAUCCCCGACCAGCCCUCUCGACAGCGGAUCAAACGGCGACGCCGCCAAUGGCGCCGUCAUCAAUGCUGCUUCGAAGAAGUUGGAUGAGAUUGAAGACGAGUUCCGAUCCAAGUGGCUGCCUCUCUGCUUGGACUACAUCGACGCGCCCCCCAAAGACCCCAAGAAGCGGGACGACGACCACAGGAAAAUAUCUGAAACUGUUUUGCAGCAAGUCAUUCUGAAACUCGACGGCGUAGAGACUGAGGGUAUCGAUGAGAUUCGACAGAGGCGAAAGGAGCUCGUUCGACGGACCCAAGAGGUGCUCAAGCGACUAGACGCCGCAAAGGCAUCAUGA
Messenger RNA from Trichoderma gamsii, 1350 nucleotides. RefSeq lists its product as hypothetical. Gene Ontology annotation, biological process: protein stabilization. The record is from RefSeq and is a predicted model, not a curated record. Gene Ontology annotation, cellular component: membrane; cytoplasm; nucleus. The transcript has 3 exons. Gene Ontology annotation, molecular function: protein-folding chaperone binding; adenyl-nucleotide exchange factor activity. Lineage: Eukaryota; Fungi; Ascomycota; Sordariomycetes; Hypocreales; Hypocreaceae. The coding region runs from base 1 to 1350 and encodes 449 amino acids.